UCUAAUGGCAUUACAGUAUUAAUAAUGGUGUACAGAAUUACACAGUAUGAUAUUACAAAUAUAAGACGAUUGCCCAAACUGCGUGGAUGAGCAUAGCGGCAGUCUGGCUGCCUCGAGGUGGACGAUGCCGUUGUUGAAGCUGGGCGAGAAGAGAUACUACCUGGGGAUCUUCUUCAAGGCCAACUGGUACAGGGCGUCUCAAUAUUGCAGAUAUCAUGGGAUGCACUUGGCCAGUAUAGCGUCGCAGGAGGAAAACGAUAUGCUCGAGAAGCACAUCAAGGACUUCGGGCUUGGACACGAACACUUUUGGACCUCUGGCACCGAUCAAGCUGAAGAAGGCACUUUCUUCUGGAUGGCUAAUGGCAGGCCCAUCACGUUCGAGAAUUGGAACGUCGGAGAACCGAACAAUUUUCGAUACGAAAACGGCGAAGAGGAGCACUGCCUGGAGCUGUGGAACAGGGACGGGAAGGGCCUGAAGUGGAACGACAGCCCGUGCAGCUUUGAGACGUUCUUCGUCUGCGAGGUGCAGUGAUCGAUCGAUUGGCGGGAUAAACUGAACGAAAAACGGAUCCUAGAGUCAUCGAACCGCGCGAUUCGAUUCACGAUACAUCGGCCGUGUACCCGCGUCGCGCACCGAGUCAUCCUGGCGGCUAUUGCCUCAUCGAUUUCCUUGCGUUGCGUUUUUCCCUCCCGGGACCGCGGAACAAAAUGGGAAAGUGACUCCGUGUACGUGUGUGCAACUGCGUAGACCUCGGGUGAACGAGCGUUACGAACGCAGCGGAUGGGUGUGGGUGAAUCGAUCAGGGAGGAACUGGAUCUUGUUUGCGAAGAAAUAGUGGUAGGGCGGUGAACACGGCGAUUAGGAAGCAUUAAAGAUGUCCCCGUGAAAAUGGGAUUUUGUGCUUGGACUGCAAUCUCGAGUCACGAGCUCUUUAGAAGGAGUGUGCUUUAUUUUUAUUACCCGUGAUGUCCGUGCGUUCUACUUCCGCUCUUGGUGAGAGUCAUUGUUGUUGGUGGUAAGCAGAAACAAUGGGAAUGUCCCCUUUUUAUUCGAUGGAUUGGAACUGAUGAAGGAACGGGUUCAAAGAACAGCUGGUGAUCUUAGUAUUGCGGCUAUCGUUGGUAUCACGUUGCCUUCGUGUUCUGUAGAUAAUACAUCAGUUGUUUCUUGGAUAAGGACUCACAAAAUUUAAUAGUAAUGUUAUAUAUGUAUAGACAGUCGUUUAAUGCAGCAAUUGUGUUCGCAUAAUAUUUGUAAUAGAUAAUAAUAUUGACUAGAAAAUGAGUGUUUAUGUAGUAGUACGAAAAGCUCUAAAUGAAUUUUCUAAACGAUUUUAAAAUCUAUCGAUUCGUUAUGUUAAUCAAUUUUUUAUUUACGUUACCAAACGAGACACUAUUGUAAGACAGUUAGUGCAUGAAUUAACGAUUUAACCGAAUAACAUAGAAAUUAAUUUAUCUUUUAAUUAAUGUCAAAGAAAUUAGAUAAAAUGCGUGAAAAUCGUCGGUAACCAUGUUUAUUAAAUGUAAUGGAGAUAAUUGAUGAUCAAUCUGAUAUAUGAACGGAAUACACUUAAUACGAAUUCCGCUGGAACUGUACAUCACUUAGCGUUAUGUAAUAAAAUUUAAGUUACAUUUUAA
Molecule: messenger RNA, 1638 nt
Organism: Ceratina calcarata
Lineage: Eukaryota; Metazoa; Arthropoda; Insecta; Hymenoptera; Apidae
Product: C-type lectin 37Db
Exons: 4
Coding region: 125-532 (135 amino acids)
Source: RefSeq, a predicted model, not a curated record